UUUCGCGAUACAAGCCACGUACCCACUCGGGUACGGUAGAUCCUUGGCCGAAAACCAGCAUCAAGAUAAAGUCAGUGGGAGCUGCACCGCAGGAUGCGCGGGAACGGGUGGUGCUGUUAGUGGUGGAUAACAAUUCGUUGGAAGAACCAGCGAGCGGCGAGAAGGGGGGCCACGGAAACGGCCCCCGAAAGGGCCCGCUGGAUGGUCUAGCCUGCGAGCAACCAUCGAGGAGACCUAAUCAGCAAGAAGGUAAGAAUAUCCAAACGACCGAGACGCAGGACUCCGAUACCGACUACGGUUCAGAUCUGGCCGCGGUGGACACCGGGCUGGGAUCGAUCGACGAAGGUGUAGACCUCAAUGAAAGGAUCGGAAGCGAGAAAACAAAGCGGCCGCAAAGCCCCAUAGUGUCGACGAUCGACAACGCCGUCCCGAUCUUGAUACACUGCAAACGUCAUCCGGAGGAACUCAACGGCGCAGCCUUGGAGCUACAAUCGACCGGUAAUAAUUCCGACGCGCGUUCGAAGCGUUCGGAAAAGACGUUGGACGACGGCAACGACGACGGCAACGACGACGAGCAACCGGCGAGGAGAAUCUGCGCUGCUCAUCGGCACAGAGUGUCCUGUCACAUAAUACGAACCCACGCGGAGCCACCCUGCCGAAGAGACCGAAGCCGACCUUGUCGUGUUCAUGAUCGCCGACGGAACUGCCCGAGAGGAAAAUCGACGGAGAGACCAGAACACCGGAAUCUGAGAUACCACGAUCCGGAGAACGCCAUCAUUCGAUUAGAACAGGAUCCGAUACUUCGUCCAGUGCGCAUCCUCGGUUGUCCUCCAACGGAGGAUCAGGAGAUAUCUUCCUUUCUGGAGCCAGCUGGGCCUAGUUGCGUCUACCCGGGCAUCAACGUGAGUCAGUUCGCCGGCGGUGAGCCGUCCUGUUUCGCUCAGCACAAUCCGGACAAUAUUCUGCCCAAGAGCCACGUCGGCAACAUCGCCAGAUUCCUCGACGGGCCGAAUCGCGCCGUGAAGGACAUCAAUCGCAAGAUCCUGGCGAUGGCACGUGCCAUGACGCCCGCCUGGUCGCUACGUCUGCUCGGCGUCAGCUGCGGCUCCGUAGUUUGCGCCUGGGGACUUUUGCUAAUAUUAUCCGUGCUCGGUGGCGGCGCCUCGCAUGGCACCGGGAUCGGUAGUUUCGGCCUCGGUAGUAUGACGGGUACGAUGGACGAUUUGAAUCCAAUCAGGUGUCCUUGGGCAUGCACGUGCGGCGGACAAGAGGUCGACUGCUCUUAUCGCGGCCUGACGCAAAUACCUGGUGACCUGGCGAGCUUGCUCAUCGCGGAAAAACUAGACCUUCAAGGAAAUAAUAUAUCGGUGAUAUUCAAAACAGACUUUGAAGAUAUGGCAACGCUCCACGUUUUGUUGCUAUCUAGCAAUCAAAUUCACACCAUCGAAAGAGGGGCUUUUCAAGAUUUGGUGGCAGUGGAAAAACUACGUCUAAAUAACAAUCAAAUACGCCAUUUGCCCGAUCUUCUCUUUAGCAAUAUGAUGAACUUAAAACGCCUAGACCUCAGUCACAAUCAGAUUGCCACUAUAGGACCAAAGACACUCAGAGGAGUGUCCGCUCUUAGACAUUUAUUACUUGACAACAACGUAUUGACCUGCAUGGAUGAAGCUUCGAUACGAGAAUUAAAAGAUUUAGAAAUAUUAAUGCUAAAUAACAACAAACUCGUAACACUUGGCAAGGAGAUGCUGAACGGCUUGUCGCAUUUGCGAACUUUAAAGCUUGCGGACAACGCUCUCGCUUGCGAUUGCCAUUUAGCAUGGCUAUCGCGUCAUUUGAGAACUUAUCCUCGCCUAGGGCAACACACACGAUGUGCAUCUCCGGCUCAUCUCAAGGAUCGCAAUCUGGCCGAUCUACAGGAGCACGAGUUCAAGUGUUCGGGCCUGGUUGAGCGAACGGGAUCGGAAUGCAGCGCUGAACCUCAGUGCCCGCAUCCUUGUAAAUGCGCUGAUGGGAUCGUCGAUUGCAGGGAGAACUCCUUGACGAAAGUGCCAACCCACCUCCCCGAGGACACCACUGAGUUGCGAUUGGAACAGAAUAGUAUUACGGAAAUUCCACCCAAGGCCUUCUCACCAUAUAGAAAAUUGCGAAGAAUUGACUUGAGCAACAACCAGAUAAAAAAAGUAGCAGCCGACGCUUUUCACGGUUUGAAGUCACUCGAAUCUCUAGUUUUGUACGGCAACAAAAUCACAGAGCUACCAGCUGGUCUUUUCCAAGGCUUGACAAAUUUGCAAUUGUUGUUGCUGAAUGCCAAUGAGAUAUCAUGCAUACGAACAGACCUGUUCAAAGACUUAACCAGUCUCACCUUGUUGUCUCUAUACGACAACAAUAUACGUUCAUUAGCUAAUGGGACUUUUGCCAACCUGCGAAGCAUUAAAACAUUACACUUGGCGAGGAAUCCAUUCAUCUGCGAUUGCAAUCUACGAUGGCUGAGCGCAUAUCUUCACGCGCACCCUAUAGAGACAUCCGGCGCUAAAUGUGAAACGCCAAAAAGAGCGCAGAAACGGAAGAUCGAUUCGAUGCGGGACGACAAGUUCAAAUGUAAGGGUGAUGAGGAGCUGUUAACAAAAAGGGCCGGGGAGUGUAUUCUGCCUGGUGCCUGUCCCGCGCCCUGCACAUGCAACGGUGCAACGGUUGAUUGCUCCAAUAAGAGAUUAACUGCGAUACCGAAAGAUCUGCCGCUUUACACGUCGACUCUACUGCUGAGCAACAAUGAGCUGGACAAGAUCAAAGCGGACGGCCUCUUCGAGAAGCUGCCGGAGUUGCAGCAUCUGGACCUCAGGAAAAAUAAAAUCUCUCGCAUCGAGGCGUCCGCCUUUCAAGGGGCUCACAAUCUCACCGACCUGCUUCUGUCUGAGAAUAGGCUACGAGAAGUACACAAUAAGAUGUUCGCCGGCCUGUCGAGCCUUAAAACGCUGAAUCUCCACGGUAAUUCCAUUACGUGCGUUAUGCCAGGAUCGUUUGAUGGAAUGCCGCAUAUACGCGCUAUCAACAUGCAAAGUAACCCGCUAUCAUGCAACUGCUAUCUCGCGUGGUUUGCCGGAUGGCUAAGGAAACGAGAUAUAGCUGGAAUCACUGGCCGUUGUCAUGAUCCGCCACGAUUAAAGGACGCCAUCAUUAAAGACAUUCCCCAUCAUGAGUUUAAAUGCAACAACGACAGCGUGGGUUGCCUAGGCGACGAUUACUGCCCGCCUCAAUGUAAUUGCGCGGGCUCGGUGGUGAGAUGUUCGAGGUCUCAGCUUACAGAGAUUCCGCGCGGGAUUCCACCAGAAACCACCGAGCUGUAUUUGGACGUGAACGACAUCAAGACGAUCCAGCCGGAGAGGCUGAACCACCUGAGGAUUCUCACCAGACUGGAUCUGAGCAACAACCAGAUCGGAAUGCUGUCCAACGAUACCUUUAGGAAUCUCACGAACCUGUCGCACCUAAUCAUCAGUUACAAUAAACUGCAAUGCGUGCAGCGAAAUGCCCUCGCGGGAUUGAAAAACCUGCGAAUAAUUUCACUGCACGGCAACGAUAUAUCAGUCAUCCCAGAGGGAGCUUUUGAAGACCUCAAGUCUAUAACGCAUCUCGCCCUAGGGUCCAACCCGCUUUACUGCGACUGUAGUAUGCGAUGGUUGGCCGAAUGGGUGAAGAAAGAUUACGUGGAGCCUGGCAUAGCCAGGUGCAUGGAGCCUCCUGCAAUGAGAGACAAAUUGCUCUUGACGACACCGGCUAGUGCCUUUCAAUGCAAAACCAAGCAACAGCCAGCCGAAGUCUUGGCCAAGUGCGACCUGUGUUACACCUCGCCAUGCGAAAACGGAGGAUUUUGUGAGGCGCUUCCGGACCGGCAAUUCCGUUGCGAGUGCGCGCCAGGAUAUCACGGGGACCGGUGUCAGCAUAAAAUUGACGCGUGCUAUGGAAAUCCUUGCAGGAACUCCGGAACUUGCAAAGUACUGGAGGAAGGAAGAUUCAGUUGCGACUGCGCCCCCGGGUACAAGGGACUUCGAUGCGAGAGCAACGUCGACGACUGUGCCAACAACAGGUGCGCUAAUAACGCGACCUGCGUCGACCUCAUACAGGCCUAUCGAUGCGACUGCGCCCCAGGAUUCAUGGGAGAAUACUGCGAGGAGAAGAUACCCUUUUGCACAAAGGGGCACGACCCUUGUGAGAACGGAGGCCGAUGCGUCGACCACAAGACCCACUACAGCUGCGAAUGCCCAGUCGGCUUCGCCGGCCUCAAUUGUUCCACAAACCUGGAUGACUGUGUCGAUCAUAUGUGCCAGAACGGUGCUACUUGCAUUGACGGCAUAAAUAAUUAUGAAUGUAAGUGCGCGGCGGAGUAUACAGGGAGAUACUGCGAGGCUGCACCCUCGACAGCCAUGCUGUAUCCACAGACCAGUCCGUGUGCCCACCACGACUGUCAGCACGGUGCCUGCUUCCAGCCAGCUCCUGCCUCCGCCGCGGACUAUCUUUGCCAGUGCCACCCCGGCUACACCGGAAAACGAUGCGAGUACCUGACGAGUCUGAGCUUCGUGGACAAUAGCUCGCUGGUCGAGCUGGAACCGCUACGCACGAGGCCCGAGGCGAACGUGACCAUCAUAUUCACGACCACGCAGGAAAACGGGGUUCUUCUCUAUGACGGGCAAAGCGACGGGCACAUCGCCGUCGAGCUCUUUAAUGGGCGGGUCAGGGUUUCAUACGACGUGGGUAAUUAUCCUACCUCGACGAUGUACAGUUACGAGAUGGUGGCCGAUGGCAAGCCUCACAUGGCGGAGCUGCUGGCUAUCAAGAAAAAUUUCACAAUGAGCGUCGACAGGGGCCCCGCCAGGAGCAUCAUCAACGACGGUCCAAAGGAGUAUCUCAAGCUUGUCACGCCGAUGUUCAUCGGUGGCGUAGCGCCGGAAGUUGCUAAAGUCGCAUUUACCGAGUUUCACCUAAGGAACACUACGAGCUUCCAAGGAUGCAUCUCCGAGAUGUGGAUCAAUCAUAAGUUGGUAGACUUCAGCAACGCCGCAAAGAUGCAUCGCGUUACUCCCGGAUGUGCUGCUAGCGAAGAGGAGGCCGACGAGGCGAGAGAUAUUGUUGUAGCUGAGGGAAUUAACAAUAGCGGUAGUAAUGAGGAAUCCAUGCCGCAAGAACAUAUACCUCGCGAACAUUCUGAUAUCUUCAUGUCGGUAACUGGGUUGAUGUCUUCGCAUGUGUCGAACGCAUGUGUCGGACACGAGUGCAGAAAAGGAUCGCAAUGCGUACCAUCACCGUUCGGCACCAGUUAUUCUUGCCGAUGUCAAACUGGUUGGCAAGGACGAUACUGUGAGAAAGCACCGACCUGUCGUAAGGAGCAUACAAGGGAGUACUAUAGUGAGAAUGGUUGUCGAAGUCGGCGACCGGUGAAGCUUGCUAAAUGUUGGGGAAGUUGCGGCAAUUCCUGCUGUUUACCGCGGAAGACUAAGCGGCGCAAGGUGCGAUUAAUUUGCACGGAUGGCAUGCGGUACACCAAGGACGUUGACCUGGUGCGUAAGUGCACGUGCACCCGCAAAUGUUACUAGCCAGUCGACGCAUCGCGGCCCGAGUCUCGUCGACGCGCGUCGAGACGUGAAACGAGACCGAGAAGAAACCCCCGGAUCCGUAGCACUGCCACCGCCCGUGCUUCCAUGCGAAGAUGACGAAGGGAGCGGCAGCGGGAUGACGAGGACCGAGGAGCUACCACGCGUCCACGACAUCCCUACGCGUCGUCCCUUCGCGAAACGCAAGGGAGCGCGUGACGAAGUGCAGGCCAAAACGAGAUGGACACACACAUAGCCGGCUCAGUGUGAUAUGUAUUAUUAAAGAGAAAAAAAAGAGAAAGGGUGAAAGGAGAAAGUGAAAGAAAGAGAAAGAAAGAAGAAGCAAGAUUAUAUUGUACGUAUAUAUAGCUACGGACUCUAUCGAUAUCGAAGCAGUUAAACGUAUACUAGGUAUUAUUCGUAUAUAAUGAUCCGAUAUAGUUAAUAUAAAAUGAACGAAAGGGUGAGACGCGAGCGCGCGCGCGCGGACAACGUGUCCGCAACAUUUGCGAUCGCGGACCGCGCACGCGGGCGCUUGCGUGUUCGUAACAUCGUACGCACGAGUGCGUGCGAUUACGUCGUUGAUUUAGCGCGGAAUGGACCUAACUGGUAAUGGGGGAUUCGCGGCGGCGUGUAAACAGGCUUCCGUAAUCUUCUUAUAGGAUCUAUACGCACCGCAUUUUGUUUAAUACAUUUCUCCCCCUCGAUGGUGAUUAUAAUCUCCCUUGAAAGUCUGAUGUAAUAUACCAAUGUAAUCGGUCCGCUUCUUUUAAAAGUCAUCGCUUAAAAAAUAUAUUAUUUAUCCUUCAUCACGGUAUAUGAGGAUAUUUGAAAAUAUCUGAAAGAAAGAGUAAUAUAUUUGUGAUACGUUUAUUUAAAUUAUUCGUGAAAAACAAGAUAUCAAUUUUAUUAAUAUCAUAUAUGAAAGUAUCAUAUUUAAUGAAAAUUAUUGACAAUCGUAAUUUCUCGAACAAGUUUUAUAAGUGUUUAUAUCGCGAAGCCUAGAUCCCACGUUAGGUCUACCUUCCUCCCAGCGAAUUUUUACACUAAACGCGAAUCUUCGACCGCAUAGCUAUUUCUAUCCACGGAGCAAAUGGUCUUUGAAUUUUUGCAAAAAAAAAAGAUCUAUAAAUACGUGAAAAAUAGCGAAAUAAAAACAGAGAGAAAGAGAGAGAAAAAUGUUUGUGCGAAUGACGCGAAUGAUUGCCAAUAUUGCUAUUACUGCAGAUUGUUUGAUCUGGCGAUCGACAUUUCGCUUGUACCAUACACAUGCGAGUAACAUCGUUAUAAUAGCCAAUAAAUCUAAAUGAGUCGGCGACGUGUAAUAAUAACACGAAUAGCGACGUGUUUCUUGUCUUUUUCAUGAGUUUAGUUACAGUGCUGCUAAUUUAGCGUUCCAGCUAUCACUUUAACUGCACGAUCUUUAGCUAGCAUAUUAGACCGUUUGUAAAUGGUACGAUAAUCAGAAGACAAGCAGUUAUGCCAUUAAAAAGUCAUGUAGGGUCACAAGUGUGUGAAUAUAAAUCACUGAUAAAUGUCUAAUUAAAUGUAAACUAUAUUUUAAGCGUGGCAGGAACAUUUAAUUGAAAGUCACGCCGUCGACAUCUUCUUACCUCACCUCACCGACAGCAGCAGUGGGAAUGUAGCUUAAUUUUUGAAAAAGCCAAGAGAUCAUGCCGCGACGAAAUCGCCGAGACAGACUGCAUCGCGAAUUUCGAAGGGCGCGCUUCGAAUUUUUCACUUUACGGCCUAAUAUUACGUUUCGAGGUACGAGAUGCAGCCUGUAAGCUGCAUAGAGCAACGGAAGAGUCGCAUGCGAGCGUUACGGAUCGAUAAUAGGAAAACAAAUUAUGGAGAACCUGCGUAUAAACAUUUGGUUAGCCGAUCGCGAGACGAAUGUAACUAUAUAGAUCAGUAAAUUCGAAACGGCAUUCGCCGAUACAAAACCGCGUAAUUAUUUUUGUAUAAGCGGAUUAUUUAUAUCUAAGCUAAUUUGCUAUUAGUUUAAUCAAGGAGCGUAAUUCGUUCGUAAGCCUCUAUUAAUGUAUGUCGUAUCACGUACCUAUGCUAUAUCUAUUUAUAUCUAUCCCAAUCCCCCAGCCUCUCCCAUCCCGGGAAACUGCAUCGCAUCUUCCACUGCCAGUAUUUAUAUGUAUUUAUUCCGUUUCUUUCUUUUAUUUGAUAACAUUUGUGUGUUAAACUAUUUUUUUAAAUGUACACCUAACGAAUAUCUCUCGACGUAUUUCGCUAUCAUUCUUCACGAUAUCGACGCGAUCUUAUCAUCUAGCGUGCGCCUCGCGAGAAAGUACCAAUCGUAGGAUUUAUAUAGACAUAGCUUUGGUCGCUAAACAUUCAACGGUCACACGAUUGUAGUGUAUCUUUUUCGGAUUUCACUGCCGUUAUACUGCCGUUUAUACGACUGUUAUGCUUAACAACUGCCACGUAUUUAUCUGGCCAUAUAUGAGAAAAUGCGAUAAACAAAUUAUCUGUCGACUUAAAGACACACAGGAGACUUUUGACAUAUUUUUUACAUUUUUUUUACUUAAUUUCAUACUGUAUGAAAGAUAUAUUUAUUUUGAUGCAAAGCGAAAGUAGAGACGAAUAAUAAAAGAUUUAUAAGAACCGUAUAAACGUGGACGAUGGUAUUCAUCAUACUGAUAGACAGGACUGAAGAUCAUCCUUUGUCUUUACGUUUUAUUUUUUUAUAUGACAUAAUGAAAAGGUAGGUGUAUCAUGAUCGUAUGAUAUAAUAUAAAAUAUAAUUUGAUAGUGUUAGUAAUCGCAUAAGUUCUCUGUGCCGUUACGUUUACGAAUCAUUCGGUUGUCAGUAUUCAGUUAAUUCACGCAGUUAAUUUCUAUGGAACAUUUGAAACUGGCGCAUGUCGAACAGAUUUUUGUAACACGAUUCUGUACAUUUGGUCCAACGAAAUAUAAAUAAACAUACGCAAGCAAGCAUACGUGACUCGUCGUAUCAAUAAUCCAUCGCAACAUAUGAUUUAAUCGCUUAUGCAUUUAGCAUUAAAGUGAAGAGUUAUAAAAGUACAAUUAAUAAAUAUUAUUACGGGCUCUAAAAAAUACGAAUACAUUUUGGACGAAA
Molecule: messenger RNA, 8679 nt
Organism: Camponotus floridanus (Florida carpenter ant)
Lineage: Eukaryota; Metazoa; Arthropoda; Insecta; Hymenoptera; Formicidae
Gene: sli
Product: protein slit
Exons: 30
Coding region: 1050-5585 (1511 amino acids)
Biological process (GO): axon guidance
Molecular function (GO): calcium ion binding; heparin binding; Roundabout binding
Source: RefSeq, a predicted model, not a curated record